GAGAGACAUUCAAUUCAAUGCUAGCUCUGAUGUCUCAGCCUCAGCACAAAAAUAAUUAAUUAAAUAAACAAAAACAAAACCAAACAAAAAAAGUGUGAAUUCUCUUUUGGAUUCUCCGAUUUCGAUCCUACCUUAGAUUACUCGAAAAAUCUCUCCGAUCGGGAAGUUUACUAUUGUAGAUUGCAGAUUGCAGAUUGCAAUACUGAAUUUCACAGUUUGCAGCUAAGAUAGUUGUUUAUUGGCAGUGGUAGCAGUCAGAUGGCUCUUUCAGUUUCUGUUCAAGAAAAACGAAGCAGGAACAAGAGAAAAUUCAGGUCUGAUCCAUUUUUAGGGGAGCCAAAUAAGAUUUUUCCGGCGCCUCAACACGAGAGCCUUUGCUAUGAAUUCUCUGCUGGGAAGUUUGAAAUAGCCCCAGGUCAUAGACAAGUUGCUGCUUGUGAUCUGUGCAGUGUUAGCCUAGAUCAUCCUCAUGGAUUGAAGCUUGACCUUGGAUUGUAUGGUCCUGGAAUUUCACCGGAGGCCUGGCCUCGUCAACCGAAGGAAGAGCUCGAGGCAAAUGAAUUCAAUGAUGCUGAUUGGAGUGAUCUAACAGAAGCCCAAUUGGAAGAACUUGUCCUGAGUAGUUUGGACACCAUUUUCAAGAGUGCAAUAAAAAGAAUUGUUGCGUGUGGCUACACUGAAGAAGUUACUAUUAAGGCCAUCUUAAGGUCCGGCACCUGUUAUGGAUGUAAAGAUACUGUGUCUAAUAUAGUUGAUAAUACUUUAGCAUUUCUUAGAAGUGGCCAAAGGAUCGAUUCUUCACCAGAGCACUAUUUUGAAGAUUUGAUGCAACUUGAAAAGUAUAUAUUGGCUGAAUUGGUUUGUGUUCUUCGAGAGGUUAGGCCAUUCUUCAGUACUGGGGAUGCAAUGUGGUGUUUGUUAAUUUGCGACAUGAAUGUGUCACAUGCUUGUGCAAUGGAUUAUGACCCUUUAAGUAGUUUAGGAAGUGAUGGCACUGCUGAUGUCUCAUCAUCCAGCCUAGCAGCAUUGCAAUCAAACACGGAAACCCAAUCUCUUGAAUUAGGUCCUCCAAGUUCUUAUAAAUCAAUUCCUGCACGUUCUCAUAACCCUCAAUCUAGGAAACCCUUCGUGGCAGGCGUGAACAACCCAAAAAAAUCUCAAAUUAUUGGUGGACUCUUCCAGAAUGGAGGCACUGUUUGUGGAUCCAAUUGUGCUAAUAAAUCAAUUAGUACUGCUGGAACAUCUCAAUCUCCCCGGGUGGAAGAAAAAUGUGGAACUGUUAGAAAGGUCCAUUCUGGGAGCACCAAGCGGGACUACUCUCUUCGGCAGAAGUCAUUUCAUUUAGAAAAGAGUUAUCGGACUUAUGGACCUAAAGGGUCCUCAAGAGCUGGGAAGCUGAGUGGUUUAAUCUUGGAUAAAAAACUCAAAUCUGUGUCGGAAUCUUCUACCAUAAACUUAAAGAGUGCAUCCUUACAGAUAAAUAAAGCAAUGGGAGUUGAUGUGGCUCAAGACAAUCUUAAUGCUAAUUUCUUAUCUAAUGUCGGACCAUCAACCCUCACUGCAUUUAGCCAGGAUUCUGCUGGUUCUAAUUCUAAAUCAGCCAAUACUUCGUAUGCAGUAUAUGCAGCAAAUACUUUACCUGUAUUCAGUGCCUCAAGUUCAUUACCAGCUACAGAUACAGAUCUUUCUCUUUCAUUGCCUUCAAAAAACAAAUCUUCUACACAACCUUUCGGCUGCAACAAUGCGGCACCUAAUAGUGUUAAAAUGGGGAUAACAUGUGACAAGUCCCUGGGGAAGCGGACACCCCAAGAUGGAAAGGAUGAGAUGAUUUUGAAGCUGGUUCCAAAGGUCCGGGAGCUGAAAAAUCAGCUUCAAGAAUGGACUGAGUGGACCAAUCAGAAGAUAAUGCAGGCUGCUCGUCGACUGAGUAAGGACAAGGCGGAGCUUCAGACACUAAGGCAAGAGAAAGAGGAAGUUGAACGUCUUAAGAAAGAGAAGCAAUCUCUCGAGGAAAAUACCAUGAAGAAGCUUUCUGAGAUGGAAAGUGCCUUGUCUAAAGCUAGUGGGCAGGUUAAGAGAGCAAAUGCUGCUGUCCGGAAACUUGAGGGGGAGAAGGCUGCACUGAGGAGAGAGAUGGAGGCUGCUAAGCUACAUGCUACGGAAACUGCCACAAGCUGUCAAGAGGUUUCAAGGAGAGAAAAGAAGACCCAAAUGAAGUUUCAGUCAUGGGAAAAACAGAAAUCCUUGUUUCAGGGAGAGUUAAUGAUUGAAAAACAAAAAUUGGCCCAGCUGCUACCAGAAUUAGAGCAAGCUAGAAUGCAACAGGAGCAAUUUGAGGCUAGAUGGCAGCAGGAAGCAAAGGCAAAAGAAGAACUUCUCAAACAGGCCAGUUCUAUAAGAAAAGAAAGAGGACAAAUUGAGGAAUCUGGAAAAUCCAAGGAGGGUAUCAUCAAAUUGAAAGCAGAGAAGAAUUGGCAAAAGUACAGAGAUGAUAUCUGUAAACUUGAAAAAGAAAUCUCCCAACUGAGACUGAAGAGUGAUUCUUCAAAAAUUGCAGCACUAAGGAAGGGCAUUGAUGGAUGCUAUGCCAGCAGAUGCAUGGACAUGAAAAAUGACACUUCUUUUAUUUCAGAACUAGUCAUUGGCUACUCGAUGACUGGUGGUGUAAAACGAGAAAGGGAAUGUGUGAUGUGCCUUUCAGAGGAGAUGUCUGUUGUAUUCCUCCCAUGUGCACAUCAGGUUGUUUGCACAACAUGCAAUGAGCUCCAUGAGAAACAAGGCAUGCUAGAUUGUCCUUCUUGUAGGAGCCCCAUCAAGCAGCGUAUUGCUGUACGUUUUCCAUGUACUUAAUUUAAUUUUUUUCUUGAGUGAGUUGAGUGUUUUGAAUAAUAAUGUCUAUGUGACUCAUGCAAUGAAUAAUGCAUUCAAAUUGUGCAUCUCAAAAGUUUGAGAUACAUUUGCUUUCAAUACCAGGGUUGAUUCUUCUGUGCA
Lotus japonicus is the source of this 2991-nucleotide messenger RNA. Its product is annotated as putative E3 ubiquitin-protein ligase RF298. The record is from RefSeq and is a predicted model, not a curated record. Bases 259 to 2850 code for a protein of 863 amino acids. Lineage: Eukaryota; Viridiplantae; Streptophyta; Magnoliopsida; Fabales; Fabaceae. The transcript has 4 exons.